UGGGCCGGGGGAACCUCCUCAAUGAGCCACAUUGUCGCGGGCGAGUACCGCGGCGCGCGCUGCUCCGGGGCCGCCUCUGCUCCGCUCCGCACCGCUCCGCUCCGCACCCCGCCGCGCAAGAUGAUCGCCUCCCACCUGCUCGCUUACUUCUUCACCGAGCUCAACCAUGACCAGGCGCAGAAGAUCGACAAGUACCUCUACCACAUGCGGCUCUCCGAAGAGACCCUCCAGGAGGUAUCCCAGCGUUUUGGGAAAGAGAUGGAGAAAGGGCUGGGAGCGGACACCAACCCCACCGCCUCGGUGAAGAUGCUGCCCACCUUCGUGAGAUCCACCCCGGAUGGGACAGAGGAUGGGGACUUCUUGGCCCUGGACCUCGGUGGCACCAAUUUCCGCGUGCUGAGAGUGAAGGUGUCCGACAACGGCCUGCAGAAGGUUGAAAUGGAGAAUCAGAUCUACGCCAUCCCUGAGGAACUCAUGCGAGGCAGCGGGGUGCAGCUCUUUGACCACAUUGCUGAAUGCUUGGCCAACUUCAUGGAGAAGCUGAAAAUCAAAGACAAGAAACUCCCCCUUGGGUUCACCUUCUCCUUCCCGUGUCACCAGACCAAGCUGGAUGAGAGCAUCCUCGUUACGUGGACGAAGGGAUUCAAAUGCAGCAGCGUGGAGGGGAAAGACGUGGUGUCGAUGCUGCGCAAGUCCAUCAAGAAGAGAGGGGACUUUGACAUUGACAUCGUGGCUGUGGUAAACGACACCGUUGGGACCAUGAUGACCUGUGGCUACGAUGAUCAUAACUGUGAAGUUGGCCUCAUUGUUGGUACCGGUACCAAUGCCUGUUACAUGGAGGAGAUGAGGCACAUUGACCUGGUAGAAGGGGACGAAGGUCGGAUGUGCAUCAACAUGGAGUGGGGGGCCUUCGGUGACGACGGCGUGCUCAACGACAUCCGGACAGAGUUCGACCGCGAGAUAGACAUGGGCUCGCUCAACCCUGGCAAACAAUUGUUUGAGAAGAUGAUCAGUGGGAUGUACAUGGGAGAGCUGGUCAGACUCAUCCUGGUGAAGAUGGCCAAGGAAGGGCUCUUGUUUGGAGGAAGGCUCACACCAGAUCUGCUCACUACUGGCCACUUUGAGACCAGAUAUGUCUCUGCUAUUGAGAAGGAGAAAGAAGGACUGCAGAAAGCCCACGAGAUCCUCACCAAGCUGGGCCUGGAGCCAUCUCAUGAAGAUUGUGUGGCCACCCACCGCAUCUGCCAGAUCGUCUCCACCCGGUCGGCCAACCUGUGCGGGGCCACCCUGGCAGCUGUGCUGCGACGCAUCAAGGAGAACAAGGGGGUGGACCGGCUGCGGUCCACGGUUGGCGUGGAUGGCUCUGUCUACAAGAAGCAUCCUCACUUUGCCCGGCGCCUCCAUAAGACAGUGCGGAAGCUGCUACCGGACUGCGAGAUCCGUUUCGUGCGGUCAGAAGAUGGAAGUGGCAAAGGGGCAGCCAUGGUGACAGCGGUGGCCUACAGACUGGCCGCCCAGCACAAAGCACGGCAGAAGAUUUUGGAGGCGCUCAAGCUGAGCCACGAGCAGCUCCUGGAGGUGAAGCAAAGAAUGAGGAUAGAGAUGGAGAAGGGGCUGGGCAAGGAGACGCACGCAGAGGCAGCGGUGAAAAUGCUUCCCACCUACGUGUGCUCAACUCCAGAUGGGACAGAAAAAGGAGAUUUCCUCGCCCUGGACCUGGGAGGUACCAAUUUCCGUGUGCUGCUGGUGCGCGUCAGGAACGGGAUGAGGCGUGGUGUCGAGAUGCACAACAAGAUCUACUCCAUCCCAGUGGAGAUCAUGCAGGGGACGGGAGAGGAGCUCUUCGACCACAUUGUCCACUGCAUCUCCGACUUCCUGGAAUACAUGGGAAUGAAGGGCGUAUCGCUCCCGCUUGGAUUCACAUUCUCCUUCCCUUGCCAGCAGAACAACCUGGAUGAGGGGAUUCUCCUGAAGUGGACAAAAGGUUUCAAGGCAACUGGCUGUGAAGGAGAAGAUGUGGUGAACCUGCUGAAGGAGGCAAUUCACAGGAGAGAGGAAUUCGACCUGGACGUGGUCGCGGUGGUAAAUGACACAGUUGGCACCAUGAUGACCUGUGGGUACGAAGACCCGUAUUGCGAAGUUGGGCUGAUAGUCGGCACAGGCAGCAAUGCCUGUUACAUGGAGGAGAUGAGGAACGUGGAGCUGGUGGAAGGGGAGGAGGGCAGGAUGUGUGUCAACAUGGAAUGGGGGGCGUUUGGUGACAAUGGGUGCUUGGACGACAUACGGACGGAGUUUGACGUGGCGGUGGAUGAGCUGUCUCUCAACCCUGGGAAGCAAAGGUUUGAGAAGAUGAUCAGCGGGAUGUACCUGGGGGAGAUCGUCCGAAACAUCCUGAUGGAUUUCACCAAGCGAGGGCUGCUCUUCCGGGGACGCAUCUCAGAGAGGCUGAAGACCAGAGGGAUCUUUGAGACCAAGUUCCUGUCCCAGAUAGAAAGCGACUGCCUGGCCCUGCUCCAAGUCCGCUCCAUCCUCCAGCACCUCGGCCUGGAGACCACGUGCGACGACAGCAUCAUCGUGAAGGAGGUGUGCACGGUGGUGGCCCGGCGGGCAGCUCAGCUCUGUGGGGCUGGCAUGGCAGCCGUGGUGGACAAGAUCCGGGAGAACCGUGGGCUGGACUUCCUCAAGGUCACGGUCGGUGUGGAUGGGACCCUCUACAAGCUGCACCCUCACUUCUCCACCGUCAUGCACGAAACAGUGAAGCAGUUGUCUCCAAAGUGCGAAGUGACCUUCCUCCAGUCGGAAGACGGCAGCGGCAAGGGCGCAGCGCUCAUCACGGCGGUGGCCUGCCGGAUCCGGGAGGCUGGCCAGCGAUAGAAGGAAGGAGGUUUGCCGAAGAGCUUGGUUUCAGCAAAACAGGACGUUUCCCUGCCCGGUCCCUCCCUCCCUUCCUCCGUACACACGUACACACACACACACACACACACACACACACGUGGCCUCCCCUCGCAAGCAGACUCUUAGCUUUACUUGUUCUCUUGAGAUACCACCAGUGGGACUGGAGAUGCUGUGUGCUUUGUAUCAAGUGUUGUCUUAGGAGUUUUAUUGCAUGCCAUAAAACUGCGUAUCAAGUAAA
Molecule: messenger RNA, 3133 nt
Organism: Aquila chrysaetos chrysaetos
Lineage: Eukaryota; Metazoa; Chordata; Aves; Accipitriformes; Accipitridae
Gene: HK2
Product: hexokinase 2
Exons: 18
Coding region: 22-2874 (950 amino acids)
Biological process (GO): intracellular glucose homeostasis; glucose 6-phosphate metabolic process; glycolytic process
Cellular component (GO): mitochondrion; cytosol
Molecular function (GO): ATP binding; mannokinase activity; D-glucose binding
Source: RefSeq, a predicted model, not a curated record